Suillus plorans is the source of this 546-nucleotide messenger RNA. RefSeq lists its product as uncharacterized. The record is from RefSeq and is a predicted model, not a curated record. The transcript has 2 exons. The annotation marks the transcript as partial. NCBI's taxonomy places the organism in Eukaryota, Fungi, Basidiomycota, Agaricomycetes, Boletales, Suillaceae.
GAAGAUGGUCCAGGCCCUGACUACCAGAAACUCGCCUUUGAUCUCGCAAAUGGAUCUAAAACCCCUUGGAAUGCGAGGACUCUCGAUUUGCUCCUUGAAGAUUUGAAGGAGAGGGAUGAGAAAGAGGGAUGGGUAGUCCGAAGGUUGGAUGGCUACUACAGAGAAAUACUCGAGCAUCGCUACAAGCGGCUGCGGACAAUAUGGAGAGAAGGGCAGGCAAAGGUCACAGCGAAGGGAACAUUGGAAACUGGAGAAGAGGUGGAGAAGAGGUUGGUCGCACAGAGAGACAAAACUCUCAAAUUGGUUCGUCAAGCAACCCGUCGACGAAAUUUGAAAAAGGAUGAAACCGCCGAGGAUCUCCCAACUUGGCAGUGGCUUCAGAGGCUAGUCAAGACGCUGGGAGACGAUGGGAUGAGUUCUGAAGAGAGCGACGUCGAGAAUGAUGUGGAAAUGGUACUCCGGGUCAAGAAUAUGCCAUGGUGUCAUGAGGUAGAGAGAGAACUGAACAUUAUUGACCAUCAGAGAGUGUUGGAUGACGAUAUUUUC